Molecule: messenger RNA, 1840 nt
Organism: Empidonax traillii (willow flycatcher)
Lineage: Eukaryota; Metazoa; Chordata; Aves; Passeriformes; Tyrannidae
Product: protein-glutamine gamma-glutamyltransferase 5-like
Exons: 10
Coding region: 43-1650 (535 amino acids)
Biological process (GO): peptide cross-linking
Molecular function (GO): protein-glutamine gamma-glutamyltransferase activity
Source: RefSeq, a predicted model, not a curated record
UUUCCUCCCUCCAGUGUCUGCAUUGGCCGUUAUAUUCUCAAUAUGCAAAUCACAUCUUGUGGUCACACAUAUCAGCGUUGUCUUGGAGAUUUUUAUGUCCUUUUUAACCCUUGGUGUGCAGAUGACCCUGUAUAUAUGGACAAUCAGGCCCAUAGAGAAGAAUAUGUUUUGAAUGAGCAUGGAAUACUGUAUGAAGGAGUUCACAAGCAUAUUACUUCUCGACCAUGGCACUUUGGACAGUUCGAAGAUGGGAUACUGGAUAUCUGCUUGAAGAUCUUAGAUAUGGGUGCAAGUUACCACCACGGCUCUGAUCGUGACCACUGUUGGCGCAAUGAUCCUGUGCAUGUCAGCAUGGUGGUAAAUCACAUGAUAAGCAGCCAUACCACUAACAGUAUCAUGAAGAUUCCAGAAAACAAUGAUUACCUGAAAGGAACAAAGCCUUUUUCCUGGAAUGGAAGUGUUCCUAUUCUUCAGCAGUGGUACAAUGGCAGAUGCAGGCCAGUCAGAUAUGGGUACUGUGGGUCUCUUGCUUCAGUAAUGUGCACAGUGAUGAGGUGUUUGGGAAUUCCAAGCCGUGUUGUAACAAACUUCUGUUUUCCAUGCUCAAUUGAGAAUCCCCUUGGUAUCAAUGAGAUUUUUGACUGUACUGGCAAAAACUUGUGUGGCAAAGACAAGCUAUGGCGAUACCAUUGCUGGAAUGAAUCUUGGAUGGCUCGCAGAGACAUAAAUCAAUGCUGUGGUGAUUGGCAGUGUCUAGAUCCAACACCUUUGGAAACUGGCAGAGGUUCAGCUUGCAGUGGUCCGACAUGGGUUCGAAGCAUCAGGGAAGGGGAACUGGACUUGGAUUAUGAUGGUCAUCAUAUGUUUUCUCGAGUAAAUUCAAACUAUGUUGGCUGGCUUUCCCAAAACAAUGGCAAAAGAACAAAAUUUUUCUGUGACACUUGGCCAUGUGGACAACGUCUAAUCACCAAGAGUAUUGGCAGUGAGCAAUUUGAAGAUAUCACCGGAGCUUACAAGUAUGAACUAGGUUCUGUGAAAAACAAAGAAGCCUAUUACCGGGCCUACAGAAGAAUUCACCCAGGGUACUGCAAUGCUUCCAACUGCCAUAUUGACAGAGAGUUAUCAUCUCUGAAAAACCCAUUUUUGAGUGACUCUGGUAUCAACAUGAGGUUAAAAAUGGCUAACUGCCCAAUGUAUGGUGAAGAUGUCCAACUGCACUGGCUGCUUGAAAAUCUGCGUAAUGAAAACAAAACCCUGAAGUUUAAUUUGUGCGCACAAAUUAUAACCUACAGUGGCUGCCCAAUGGAUCAGUUUUGGAAAGACAGUGUGAAUGUCACACUGGGUCCAAGAGAAGUGAAAAAAAUUCCACUGUGUAUAUCAUAUAAUCAAUACGGACCUUACCUGUGUGAUCACAACAUUAUGAAAGUAGUUGCUGUCUCAGACCCAGAGUGUGGAGAAGUUCUGAUGGUGAGCAGGGAUAUCGUGAUCAACAGACCACCUGUUAUUGUAAAGCUACUGAGCCAGCCCAGACUGAAGGUACCAUGUACUGCAGAGAUCUCCUUCUGCAAUCCUCUCCAGGAAGAUAUGAAGAACUGUGUCAUGACAUUAGAAGGCUGUGGUUUAUUCAAAGAGCCAAUGACCAUUGAGUAAGUUCAUCAGUUAUUUAAACGUGGAUAAUAUUGAGGGGUGACUAAGGUGUGCAAGAUCAGAGCAGGUUUUGAAGAAAAUAUUAGUUCUGAUUUUCUGGUGUUUAGCACCUGAACAGGACUUUUUGUCCCUUAUUAGUCUGAGACUCCAUUAAAAACCUCACUCCUCUUGAAACUGAUGGAUCAUUUAAAGC